ACUUCCGGUCGAGACCUGUGGAGUCGCUGACGUCUUCACUCUUCCGGGUUUACAAAUCUAGGUUAGUUUUUGCUUUGAGGUUACUUUAAUAGUUGUGCGUACGAACAGCGGUCAUGGCGGCUAUGAAGGUGUGUGUCUUCCGAAGGUUCGUGAUGCUUUUCAGUCUCAUCAUUUUACUCGCGAUUGUUCUGUUACUUGGACGAGAGGGAUAUUUGAGGCAAGUUACAGAGCCACGGCCCCUUUCUGUGGAAGAGUACAAGCUGCUGCGCCCCGAAACGUACUCCUAUCUUCUCAAUCAGCCUGACGUUUGUAAGAAAAGAAGUCCCUUCCUGGUGUUGAUGGUCCCAGUGGCACCUCUGGAUUUGUCGGCAAGGGAUGCCAUAAGAGAAACGUGGGGUGCUGCAGGUCAGGACACCAUAACACUGUUUUACAUUGGCGUGCCUAAAGCGGGGCAAGUGAGAAGAAUACAGGACAUGCUGGAGGUGGAGAGCAAGAAAUAUUCAGAUGUCAUCCAGAUGACCUUCGUGGACAGUUACCAGAAUCUCACAAUCAAAAGCAUGAUGAUAAUGAACUGGCUAGCAAACUACUGCCCCAACGCCACCUAUGCCAUGAAGGUGGAUGCUGACAUAUUUGUGAAUGUAUUCUACCUCAUCAGAAUGCUGAGGUACUCUCCCAGGAGCAAUUACAUUACAGGAUCUGUAGUAGCCCAUGCCAAGCCAUCGAGAAACCGCAAAAGCAAGUGGCACAUGUCAGAGCAGCUGUACCCUGAAGACCGCUUUCCUACAUAUUUGUCAGGUGCUGGCUAUGUCUUCUCAAUAGACUUGGCCGCCAAGGUCUCAUGGGCUUCCAAGUUUGUCCGAUGGAUCCCUAUAGAGGACGUCUACAUAGGAUGGUGUCUGCGCGUGCUUGGUGUAAGGCCUGUCUACGCAAUAAAAUGGCUGCAAUUCAUCAACCUCUUUGAAACCGAUCAUUUGGACUAUGACAGGUGCACUUUUGCCAGACGUGUUAUCAUCAACAGCUUUCGGCCUCCCCAAUUGCGACAACUUUGGAAAGAUUUCUCAAAAGGCUAUAAAAGCUGCUGGUUUUGACCAAUGACUGCUUCUGAGCUGGAUAUCUGUCAGCAUUUGGAACAACCAAGGGUUUAAGUGGAUGCAGAGAUAGU
This is a messenger RNA of Syngnathus acus (greater pipefish), 1162 nucleotides long. RefSeq names its product beta-1,3-galactosyltransferase 2-like. The coding region runs from base 114 to 1088 and encodes 324 amino acids. Gene Ontology annotation, molecular function: N-acetyl-beta-D-glucosaminide beta-(1,3)-galactosyltransferase activity. The transcript has a single exon. The record is from RefSeq and is a predicted model, not a curated record. Lineage: Eukaryota; Metazoa; Chordata; Actinopteri; Syngnathiformes; Syngnathidae. Gene Ontology annotation, cellular component: membrane.